GCUCCAUCAUUAAUCAUCAUUAGAUCUUAGCAUCUUAGAAUAUUCUGUAAUUGAAUGGUCAAGAUUUAAUGAAUGACAAAAGGGUAAAAAUGUAAAUGACCCAAACUCAUCUUUCCCAACCAAUCUUACUCUGUCCCUGAAUCACCAAGAAGGCAAGAACCCAGAAACCACAGGUAUUGAAUUCUCAGGAACCAGAAACCACCACAGCACCACCCUCCAGCCACCGUGACCCUGACCGCAGCAGUACCUGAACCAUGGCCCAAACCCCACCAACCACCAAACCAAGUUCCCAUAUACCCCACCAUAACCUCACUUCCCAACCUCUGUACCAAAGCCAUAUGAAUCAGACACUAGAAAUCCACAUCUCAGCCUCCAACACAACCCACAAGAAACAAGAAACACGGAAGAAGAUCGAGAUGACGGCGGGUUGAAGUGUGGUGAUGGAAAAGAGAAAAGGGGUUGAAGCAAGAUAUGGGUUAGAUCUGGGUUGAAGCAAGACCAUGAGAGUAUGUUUCCUCUCCCACCGUUGCUGCCGCCGCCCUCCGCCUUCAGCGCUGACAGGAUCGCGACCUAGCACAAUUUACAGACAAACAAAGCAAUCUCUCUCUUUCUCUUCUUGCUCUGAAAAAUUAAACAAAAGAAAGGAAAAAUUCAACAUUGCUAUUUUAAUAUUGUAAUCUCAUGGUCUGAAUUUGGUUCACUGGAUGGUAGAUUCGAGGUGAAGAUGUGUGUUCUGAGUCUGCUAAUUCACCAUGUGGUCACAUGAAUAUUCACGAGACGCAUUGGAUAUUAAUUUCAUUACUAGACUCUGUUCAAUUGGCUGGUUUCAUUAUGGACAGUAUGUUGCCACCGGCGAAGAGAUGGGAGACAGGGAUGGAGGGGCAGAGCUGCAGAGGAGAGUGGGAGAAAGAAGAAGAGGACGGACUAAAGUCUGAAAUACCCCUAGUGCAAAGUCAAGAAUACCCCUGAUGCACCGGUGGACCAAAAAAAAAGGUUACCCACCCUAGUGGGCACCCUAUAACAAUCAAUCCUCACCAAAAAUAGCCCUAGAGCUUUAUAUUUUUGGGAAAACAAAAAAUAGAAAAUCCCUCUUUGGGCCACACACACUCUCACACUUCACUUGAGUGAGCAGUGUUAUAUAUUUGUCCUUACUCAGCCGCCAUAUCAUCCUUGUUCACGUAAACCAAACACCACCAAUCAAACACACACAUCGUUUUCCUUUCCCUGCUGCAAGAACCCCAGAAACCCUCAACCUCAAUUCUUCAAUCUUCUUCGAUUGAUUGAUUCUUUUCUCUUCUCUGAGAAUGGAGUCAUCAGAUUCAGAUCAUCAAUUCCCACCGGAAUUGCAAUCCGAAGCGUAUGAGGUUCUGAGUGCAAACGACAACACCGCCGUGGAAACCCUCUUCACCCAACUCCACUCCCCUGAACACCGAUCACGCGCCGUCACAUUCCUCCAAUGCUGUAAACACCGCCACCCCGAUCUCCUCUUCAUCAAGCUCUUCUACAUCCUAACCGCAAGCCCUGACCCCACCACACGCGCCCACGCCGCACGCACGCUCCAAUUCCUCGACCCCACAUAUCUCUGGCCCAAACUCCGCCCUCUGGCCCAACAAAAUCUCAGGGCCCAUUUCCUCCAAUUCAUGGCCCAAGAACCCUCCCUCCUUGUCCUCCGCCCCGCCUCCCUCCUCCUCGCCGAAACCGUAACCGUUUUUCACAACCCCCACCGCCAAUGGCCGGAGAUUCUCGAUUUCCUCCUCUCCUCACUCUCCCUCCCCGACGAUCGCCGCCGCGAGGUCGCGCUGUCCGUCCUCGCCGCGCUCAAAAACGACUGCCGCUCCGUCAUCUCCGACUCCCUCCGUAACCGCCACAACGCGAUCCACGGCCUCUACAAGUCGAUUACAGAUUGCUUGGAAUCGGCGAGCAACGACAUCAAGGUGUUGUCGUUUCGCGCGGUGGUGAAUUUCGUUGAAUUGUUCUCGGAGCCGGAGCUGUUUCACGCGCUCCUCCGAGCGUUGAUGCUCGCCGUGUUCGCGCUUCUCCGGGGAGGAUUUGAGGGGAGCUAUUUCAGAAGCGCGUUUGCGGAACUUGCGAGCAUGGUGUCGCGUGAGCCGAUUCUGCUGAGGCCGUACAUGUGCGACAUGGUGCUCGACGCGCUUCAGAUCGCGGAGAGCGGCGUCGCUAGGGGGACGCGGCGGUUGGUGAUCGGGAUGGUGGUUUCGAUGGCGGAGGUGAGAGAGUGCGAGAUGGUGCUGCCGAGUCUCCUGGAUCAGACGGUGGUGAGAUUGUUCGUCGUUUUGAUGAGGAUGGUGGUGCGCGUUGAGGAGGACGGUGGUGAAUUGGGAGUGGAAGGUGUGAAUGUUGGUGGUGGCGUGGCGGAAUUCGGGAUCAAGGGUUUGGAGAAGGUUUGCGCCGCCGUGGGAGGGAUCAGAACCGUCGCUGUUGUUCGUGAAUUGCUGCCGCCUUAUUUGGAUGCGGCGGAGUGGAAGGAGCGCCAUGCAGGGAUUGAGAUCCUCGGUGUGAUAGCGAAACUGUUCUCUGAUGAAAUGGUAAUGAUGGAAAAUUUUCUAGAGGAAGUGGUCAAUAGAGUUUUGAAGGUAUUGCAAGACCCCCAAGUGCAAGUUCGGUUGGCAGCUUUUAAUUUGAUGCAGAUGCCCACAAAUUUUGCGCAAGCUUUGCAAAUCCUUUAUGCUCAAAGGUUUGGGCAUGCUUUUUCCAUAGCACUUGUCCAUGAAGAGGAAAGUAAUGUGAAGGAAGAAGCUGCAAUAGCAAUGCUAUUCUUUCUGAAGAACACACUUCCAGAAAGCUUAACAUUGUUUAAGAGUGCAGAUACUGCAAUGGCCAAUUUAUUGUCAUUGAUUAAGGGUUCAGAAAAUUAUAAGCUAAGAAGCAUUGCUUUGUCAACUUUUAACACAAUUGCACUGCAGUCUCGUGAAGCACCUCAGAAUUACUUUGGAGAUUACCUUAAAAUCUUAGUGGAUGCAUGCACUGACAAAAAUGCUGAAAUCAAAGAGGAGGGAGCAAGGGGAAUUAGAAUUUAUGCUGAGCUUGGAACACCGAAAUUGAAGCCUUACAUCCAUAGGUUAAUAUCAGAACUCAUCAUGCUAAUAAAAGAUCCAAAUCGACCAGUUUCAGAGAAUUCGAAAGCGCAAGAUAUUGCAGUUUCAGCUAUUGGAAGAAUUUGUGAAUUCCAUCGAGAAUGCAUUGAUGGAUCCCAGCUUGUUCCUGCUUGGCUAAGUUUCUUGCCUCUUAAAAAUGAUUUGAUUGAAGCCAAAUUGAUGCAUGAACAGCUCAGUUUGAUGGUUUCAAGAUUUGAUAAGGAUCUUUUCGGACCUGCUAACCAGAACCUCGAAAAGAUUAUUACGGUAUUUAUUCAGGUCAUUGAGGAGGGUGGCAACUUAGCUACACCUAAAACAAUCAACCAGAUGAAUGAUUUGCUAACAGAGCUUGCACGGCACAUUCCUCAAAGUGCCUUGGAUUCAAUUUUAGUGUCUUUGAGUGCUCAACAACGGGAUUUAUUAUUGCCUUUGCUGUUACCUUAGUGUUUUCUUUUUUUAGUUUUUAAAAAAGAAAUUUGUAUAAUAUAUUAUUUUAUACUAAUAAUCCUUCCAUAUCAAUUUCACUCACACCCCAAAAAAAUAGGAACAAAAGUAAGAGAAAUUAGAAGCGAUGUUAUAAAAAAGAG
Lotus japonicus is the source of this 3682-nucleotide messenger RNA. RefSeq lists its product as uncharacterized. The transcript has 10 exons. Gene Ontology annotation, cellular component: nucleus; cytoplasm. Lineage: Eukaryota; Viridiplantae; Streptophyta; Magnoliopsida; Fabales; Fabaceae. Gene Ontology annotation, molecular function: nuclear import signal receptor activity. The record is from RefSeq and is a predicted model, not a curated record. Gene Ontology annotation, biological process: protein import into nucleus. Bases 1305 to 3539 code for a protein of 744 amino acids.